CUCGUCGAGCAGCGAUAGACCCAUUGGCGAUCUCUCAGCUGGGCUCCAGCAGUGUAUAAUGCGUUUCAUUGCAUCUCCUUCCUCUCCUUAGAAGAUUUCUCUCCCUUCGUUCCCUCUUCGUCGCAGCGUGUCCGUGGGUGGCAACGCUGCCUCAUAAUCUCGCCGCACCUCAUAUCCGCACCUCCGCUCGUGGCCUGGUCCGCGCCGUGAUACGGGCCGCGGCGCUUUUGCUAUGAGCCUGUCUUCGCGGGUGUAUAACUUCUUCACCUCGGCGGGCUCAUCGAUCUCCUCUCCUUCACAUACCGGCGGGCGGAAUGAUUCGGCGGCGGUGACGGCCGGCGCAGGCAGCGUACCAAAUGGCGUACGGGAGGAUGGCGCCGUUCGACCAAGGGAGCCGCAGAUAGGAGAUGAAGAGUACCGGUCGCCGUAUCUACAUUCUAUGCUUGCCGGUGGCAUUGGCGGAACGACCGGGGACAUGCUGAUGCACACUCUAGACACGGUGAAGACCCGGCAGCAGGCCGAUCCGCAUUUCCCGCCCAAAUACACCUCCAUGUCCUCGUCGUAUAUGACCAUCUUGAGGGAAGAGGGGAUUCGUGGGCUGUACAGUGGUGUUACUCCGGCAUUCUUUGGCUCGUUUCCGGGUACUCUCAUCUUCUUUGGAGUGUAUGAGUUCAGCAAGAGGCAUAUGCUCGAUGCAGGGAUCAAUCCUAGUGUGACAUAUCUGACUGGAGGUUUCCUUGCGGAUCUGGCUGCCUCGAUCGUAUAUGUCCCUUCGGAGGUGCUAAAGACCCGGUUGCAGCUCCAGGGACGAUAUAAUAACCCUUAUUUCACUUCCGGCUAUAAUUAUAGAUCGACUAGAGACGCAUUGCGGACAAUUGUUCGCCAGGAAGGUUUCUCAGCACUGUUCUACGGAUACAAGGCGACCAUUUUCAGAGACCUGCCGUUUUCUGCGCUGCAGUUCGCCUUUUAUGAGCAGGAACGAGAACUGGCCCAGGAAUGGGCGGGCACUAAGGAUCUUAGCCUCGGGCUGGAGAUUUUGACUGCCACGACGGCUGGUGGUAUGGCGGGAGUCAUGACUUGCCCGAUGGACGUCGUCAAGACCAGAAUCCAGACGCAAUUGAAUCCCAGCAGCUCGGGAUCGGAAGCUCGGUCCACUGAGAAAUCCGUGAAGAGCGAUGGGUCGCGGCAUCAGUCCACUCAACCAUCAGCUACGAGUACGCGGACGCACGCACGUCCCAUCUGUACUUCGACGCCGUCAAUGUCCCGGCCUGGUGCUACCGUCCUCGACACUUCGUCCUUCUUCACGGGUCUGAAGAUCAUCUACAGGACAGAAGGAAUCGUCGGAUGGUUCCGUGGCGUGGGUCCACGAGGUUUAUGGACCAGCGUCCAGAGUGGAACGAUGCUGGUGCUGUAUCAGUUCCUCCUGAAACAGAUGGAUUCGUGGCAGACAGUGGAUGAUCUGCGACCAUUAUGAUUUACUAGAAUCGUUCUUUUUUUCCCUUCCAGCUCGAAUGCGGCCGGACGAAUGCUCUGUACCCAGAGGCAGACUUGGAUAGAAGCAUGGGAUGAGCGGGCGGCAUGUUGGGCGUUUCACGGUCGUCAUUUGGCAUUUUUCUGUAUCUGCACGCAUGUUGGACUGGUGUCCGUUGAUAGAUUUUGUGCUGUAUGUGUUGAUAGAGCUGGACACGCUGUACGAUAGGCUCGAAUAGAUCGAUCAUCGCUUCUUCCAAUAAUGUAUACUCUAGAUAUAAAUAUG
Paecilomyces variotii is the source of this 1756-nucleotide messenger RNA. RefSeq names its product mitochondrial carrier domain-containing protein. Gene Ontology annotation, molecular function: magnesium ion transmembrane transporter activity. Bases 233 to 1474 code for a protein of 413 amino acids. Gene Ontology annotation, biological process: magnesium ion export from mitochondrion. The record is from RefSeq and is a predicted model, not a curated record. NCBI's taxonomy places the organism in Eukaryota, Fungi, Ascomycota, Eurotiomycetes, Eurotiales, Thermoascaceae. The transcript has 3 exons.